Molecule: messenger RNA, 2005 nt
Organism: Ailuropoda melanoleuca (giant panda)
Lineage: Eukaryota; Metazoa; Chordata; Mammalia; Carnivora; Ursidae
Product: zinc finger protein GLIS1
Exons: 3
Coding region: 39-1433 (464 amino acids)
Biological process (GO): regulation of transcription by RNA polymerase II
Cellular component (GO): nucleus
Molecular function (GO): DNA-binding transcription factor activity, RNA polymerase II-specific; RNA polymerase II cis-regulatory region sequence-specific DNA binding
Source: RefSeq, a predicted model, not a curated record
CCGGCGCGACCCCCGGCGGCGCGCCCUGCCCUGACGCCAUGCACUGCGAGGUGGCCGAGGCGCACUCAGACAAGAGGCCGAAGGAGGCCCUCGGCGCUCCGGCUCCAGGCCGCGGGCCCACUGGCCUCAGCGGCACGCACAUGGCCUUCAGGGUCACCGUGAGCGGCGGCGGCUGCGUGGAUGGGGGCCAGCGUGACGUGCUGCCCCGGCCGCCUGUGCCGCCGCCGUGUGCCCACGAACUCCUCCGGCCACGGAGCCCCAGAGACUACGGUCCGUCCAAGGCCGCCGCCGCCGGGAAGGUGAACGGGAGCUACGGCCACUGCACCCCAGGCUCAGAGAAGAGCCUGCUGGACCUGGACCUCGCGGAGUGCCCCGGCCCCACCUGCCGCCAGGGCCUUUUUCUCCCUGCGGGCUCCCCACCGCCCCGGGGCCAGCCCCCUGCCUGCGAGAGGCUCCUGCAUUUCCCUCACCCUAGCAGGUCGCCGAGACCUCAGGCUGCGUAUGUGAAUGGUGGCCUUCCAGCCACGCAGCACAUCAAGCAGGAGUCCCUGCCUGACUACCAGGCCAUGACAGAAGCUCGCGCACCACUGUCCGCUCACUGCCGGGCCCCGCCAGCCACUGGCCUGCACACAGACCUGGACCUGCCGGGCCGAGGCCUCGCUAACCCCGCACCUUCCUGUUACCUUCUGGGCAGCGAUCCCAGCUCUGGCCUGGGCCCCCCGCCUGAGGCCCACCUCCCUGAGGGCAGCCUAAAGCGCUGCUGCCUCCUGGGCUUGCCCCCCGCCUCCUCGGCCUCCUCCUCACCCUGCGCCUCAUCCGAUGUCCCCUCCAUCAUCUGCUCUUCCCAGACUGCUCUGGUCACCUGCGUCAAUGGACUCCGGAGCCCCCCUCUGCCAGGAGACCUGGGGGGGCCUCCCAAGCGGGCCCGGCCUGGCCCUGCGACCACGGAGAGCCACGAGGGCGGUUUGCAGCUUGAAGCCUGCCGGAAGGCGGGCUUCCUGAAGCAGGAGCCUGCGGACGAGUUCUCAGAUCUCUUUGGGCCACCUCCCCAGCACGGCCUGCCUCCCCCCUACCCCGUGUCUCAGUUGCCGCCUGGCUCGGGCCUUGGAGGCCUAGGGCUGGGCGUGGUGGGGAGGGAUGUGGCCGGCCGGCAGGCGUGCCGGUGGGUGGACUGCUGUGCGGCCUACGAGCAGCAGGAGGAGCUGGUGCGGCACAUCGAGAAGAGCCACAUCGACCAGCGCAAGGGCGAGGACUUCACCUGCUUCUGGGCGGGCUGCGUGCGCCGCUACAAGCCCUUCAACGCCCGCUACAAGCUGCUCAUUCACAUGAGGGUGCACUCGGGUGAGAAGCCCAACAAGUGCAUGGUGAGUUCCCACGGCCACCAGGCCGUGCCCCGACCUGGCCAAGCAGAGCAGCCCCCACCUCAGCUCUAGGGAUGGCCACCCCGGGGGCUUCCGACUGGGGGCUGGCUGAGAGGACCGAUGCUGUGGGUGUGGCCACUGGUCAGGCAGUCCGUGCCCCCAUCACGGCGAACCUUGGCUCCUCCGCUCACCGGGUGUCCCAUCCCCCAUCCCGAGGCAUACCACGUGAUCAAACACACUUGUUCAGGUGGUGACAGCACACGCUCUGCGGUCAGAGCAGGCCCGGGAAGCCUUCUCUAUUAUACGCAGAUGCUCACUGUCUCACCCACCGGUGGUCACGUGAGUCGUGGGGCACAUGCUUUCCUCCAGCGCCAGGCCUUCAUCAGGUAGCCUUCCCAGGGAGGCUCUCUGGGCCUUGGAGCAGCCCCCAGGCUUCCCUUCCUCCAAGGAGUGCCGCGUCCUCACAGGCUUCCAGCUUGGGAGCCGUGGGUCCCUUGGGCAGGUUUUGGGGUAAGGCCAGGGUUAACCUAUAAAGAUCAGCAGUGCCGAGGUUGGGGCUGAGCCUCAGGUUUCCGGGACCCACACAUACACACACACACUAACUGUGGGCACCUAGGCUCCAGUCCUUCUGACUGGUCAUUUCU